AUGCCUGGUUCAAAGUCAACGCGAUCCGUCCUGGUGACGGGUGCGCUUCUUUCGCUGGCAUCGCAGGCGCUGGGACACAUGGAGAUGAGCUGGCCUUAUCCCCUUCGCAGCAAAUACAACCCUGCCAACAGCUACAACAUCAUUGACUACAGUAUGACUUCGCCGCUUGUGGCCGACGGUUCCAACUUUCCUUGCAAAGGUUAUCAAAACGAUCGUCCUUUCGUUCCUGUCAUUACCUACUCUGCUGGCUCGACUUACAACAUGACCGUGGCUGGUAGUGCCACUCACGGCGGUGGUUCGUGUCAACUUUCGCUCUCGUACGACAACGGCGCAACUUUCAGAGUCAUCAAGUCGAUGAUUGGAGGAUGUCCUUUGACGUCGACUUACGACUUUACCAUUCCUUCUUACGCACCUGAUGGAAACGCUCUCUUCGCUUGGACCUGGCAGAACGAGCAGGGAAACCGCGAGUACUACAUGAACUGCGCGACCGUGUCCAUCGAAGGCUCUUCGGCAUCCAAGCGCGACACCGAGAGUUUUGAGGCUCUGCCCUUCAUCUGGAAGGCCAAUCUUCCUGGUAUCAACACUUGCACAACAGUUGAGGGUGAAGAUCCUGUGUACCCCAUGCCUGGUCCGGAUGUUCUCUACGGCGGCAAGAUGACCAGUGCGAGCCCUGCAGACUCUCAACCUGGCGUCUGUGACGCACCCACGCCUUUCGGACAGACCUACAAGUUCCUAGGCGACACCCCUAAGCCUCAGACUGCAACUGUGGGUGGAGGUUCCGGAUCUUCGCCUAGUACUGCUCAGACCGCUGCUGCCUCAUCGUCAACUCAAGUUCCUACCACUUUGAAGACAACAGCCAAGACCUCUGCAACCAGCGUCAAGCAGUCUACCUUGUCUGCCGUUCCUGCUCAGAGCAGCGUCAGCAAGAACACCGCAUCGACCUCGCUUACUCUGUCUUCUAUUCACAACGUCGGCAAGACUUCCGCAGUCUCCACACCACUGCCUUCGCCUUCCUCUUCUGGCUCCGAUUCGGGCGACUGCCCUUCAGACGUGACUCUCACCGUCUACACCACUGCUGGUGCAACCGCAAAGACCAGCGUCAUCUCUGCUUCAGGCGCAGCCUCUUCAGCCUCUGCUUCCGCCGCAGCAUCUUCUGCACCCAUCGAUCCCAGCACCGAAUACGCCACCGCAGACCUCUCUACCUACCUCCCCUGCGUGCCUGGCACCUACAUCUGCACCUCAGCCAAUACCUGGGUAACCUGCGACAGCACCAUGUACUCCAACGGCCAGACCUCAUGGGUAUACCGCGCGCCUCGCUCGCUCGACAACGGCGCCACCUGCGUGCCUUCCUUCUCCCCUUACUCCUCAUCCACCAAGCAAUACGCCCAGCAGGCCGACUCGCCCGCAGGCUUCUACCGCGACGACCGUAUCGCUUAUCCCUCUGGCCAAGGCGCCUGCCCCGAGAACGGAGAUUUGCAGUGUGUGGGCACUGGGGGCUUUAACAUGUGCAACGACUUGGUGUGGUUUGGAAUGGGCGGUACCGCUGCUGGUGUGCAGUGUGAAGACAACGUGUUGGUUGCCACUUCGUAG
This is a messenger RNA of Aureobasidium musti, 1590 nucleotides long. The record is from the annotation of a GenBank genome assembly. NCBI's taxonomy places the organism in Eukaryota, Fungi, Ascomycota, Dothideomycetes, Dothideales, Saccotheciaceae.